Vigna radiata var. radiata (mung bean) is the source of this 2225-nucleotide messenger RNA. RefSeq names its product F-box protein At1g47056. Bases 407 to 2059 code for a protein of 550 amino acids. Gene Ontology annotation, biological process: SCF-dependent proteasomal ubiquitin-dependent protein catabolic process. NCBI's taxonomy places the organism in Eukaryota, Viridiplantae, Streptophyta, Magnoliopsida, Fabales, Fabaceae. Gene Ontology annotation, cellular component: SCF ubiquitin ligase complex. The transcript has a single exon. Gene Ontology annotation, molecular function: protein binding. The record is from RefSeq and is a predicted model, not a curated record.
UAAACAAUCCUUUGAGAAGAAAUCCCAGCGCCUGCAAACACGCUCCCUUCAUGACAUUGAUUCACACGUGCUGCAAAAGCGAGUGAGAGAGCCCACGGUAACUCGGUGAGGUUGUCCAUACGGUAUUGAAUUGUAUAUGGCUGGUCGCGGUAGUACCGUUUUAAAAAAAUUGUUCACUUUAUCGGGUCACACCAAACAGAGCGCAGAAAAAAAUAAGGUGAAAUGAAUAUUGAUUUCAAAUCCGGCACUGAAUUCAGAAGCCAAGAAACCAUUCCAAGGGAGGAGGAAGACUUAGUUAGUGGCGAGUGAGUUCAGUGGUUCCUCCGAGGAAGAGUCCAGGAUAGUAACGGUGAGGGCCUUCAAUCUCAACGGUUUGUUUCUUUUAUUGUUUCCCUAACUGCCGUGGAUGGGCCAAUCGGCGUCCUCCGCCGCAGCCGUUGCUUGUCGUCGCGAGAGGGACCAAGGCAACCGCUCUGUCAACAUCUCUAAGACCAGAUCCACAGCUUCGGUUUCGCCGAUGGUUGGUUAUUCCUAUGGCACCGGCGAAGGCGACAGCGAAAACCGCCGUGUUGAGGCGGUAACCGAUGGAACCACCGACUACAUAUCUGAUCUCCCGAACGAGUGUCUGGCUUCGGUGUUUCAGUUUCUUAGCUCUGCUGAUCGGAACCGCUGUUCGCUCGUUUGCCAGCGGUGGCUCCAGAUCGAAGGACAGAGCCGCCACCGUCUCUCUCUGAACGCCGAAGCAGAGCUGUUUUCGGCGAUUCCGUCGCUCUUUUCUCGGUUCGACUCGGUCACGAAGCUUGCGCUGAAGUGCGACCGUAGAUCCGUGAGCAUACGCGACGACUCGCUCGUGCUGAUCUCGCAGCGGUGCCCUAACCUCACGCGCCUUAAGCUACGCGCGUGCCGGGAGCUAACCGACGCUGGAAUGGAAGCGUUUGCAAAAAACUGUAAGGGAUUGAAGAAGCUUUCGUGCGGAUCGUGCACGUUCGGAUCCAAAGGAAUGAACGCGGUGCUCGACAACUGUGCCUUGCUGGAGGAGCUCUCCGUGAAGCGCCUCCGCGGAAUCACCGACGCGGCAGCGGCGGAACCGAUUGGACCUGGUGUCGCGGGGUCGUCGCUGAGGACCAUUUGCCUGAAGGAGCUCUACAACGGACAGUGUUUUGGAACGCUUAUUCUCGGCGCGAAGAAUCUAAAGACCUUGAAGCUUUUCCGGUGCUCUGGCGAUUGGGACCGGCUUUUUCAAUUAAUGGUUGAUAGAAUGACUAAAAUGGUUGAGGUUCACCUCGAGAGGCUUCAGAUUAGCGACAUUGGACUGCAAGCGAUUGCGAAUUACUCGAAUUUGGAGAUUUUGCAUCUUGUUAAGACCCCUGAAUGUUCUGAUAUUGGACUUAUUGCAAUUGCAGAUAGGUGCAAGCUUUUGCGGAAGCUUCACAUUGAUGGAUGGAAGGCGAAUCGAAUUGGCGAUGAUGGGUUGAUAGGUGUUGCUAAAGGUUGCCCUAAUUUGCUUGAAUUAGUGCUAAUUGGGGUUAACCCUACUAAGGUAAGUUUGGAAAUGUUGGCAUCUAAUUGCCAGAAUCUUGAGCGGUUGGCUUUGUGUGGAAGUGAUUCGGUCGGUGAUCCUGAAAUUUCUUGCAUUGCUGCUAAGUGUGUGGCUUUGAAGAAACUGUGUAUUAAGAGUUGUCCUGUUUCGGAUCAAGGGAUGGAGGCAUUGGCGAAUGGGUGUCCCAAUUUGGUGAAAGUGAAGGUUAAGAAGUGUAAGGGGGUUACCCCUGAGGGUGGGGAUUGGUUGAGGAGGACUAGAGGGUCAGUUGCUGUUAACUUAGAUACUGGUGAGGCAGAACUUCAGGAAGCUAGUGCUAGUGAUGGAGGGGCACAAGAAAAUGGUUUAGAGUUCCCUCAAAUGCCUGCCCAAAUCGCUGCGGCAGCAUCAUCAACAUCGGGCAGCACCGCCCGAUCUAGUUCGUUCAAGUCGAGGUUAGGACUUUUAUCUGGGAGGAGUAUAGUGGCUAACACUUUGAGGAGAUGGUCAGGUGGUAGCACUAGUGCACGCCAUGGUUAGGGGAAGGUCCAAAGCAAACCUUAGUCUUUGACCAUUUUCAUUAUUUUGUGCUGUAUCAUUUGAUUGUUAUGUGUCCUGUACUUAAAUUUGAAAUUUAUGCCGUGUGAUGUUUAUUGGCUUUUGGAAUUGAAGCUUCACGGUUGAAGUGACGGUCACAUUCUCUCUC